Funneliformis geosporum is the source of this 125-nucleotide messenger RNA. NCBI's taxonomy places the organism in Eukaryota, Fungi, Glomeromycota, Glomeromycetes, Glomerales, Glomeraceae. The record is from the annotation of a GenBank genome assembly.
AAAAGCAUAGAAACUUAAGAGGAACAUUAACCUCAAAGAUUAAAGAAUCAGUUUUCGCUAUAUUUGGCAAAAAUAUUUUGCCUCCAAUCAAUAUGAAGGCGUUAGCAUUAGAGAUCAACCAAUAG